CCCGGGCUGGGAACCGCCCGCCGGAGCCCCGGAGCCGAGCGCAGCGGGACAGACGGGCCCAGGCAGGGCGCUGCCGGGGGGCGCCGGGGCAGUGGGGCCGCCCCCCAUGGGAUAAGCAGGAUGCCCGUCCGGCGCGGGCACGUCGCCCCCCAGAACACCUUCCUGGACACCAUCAUCCGCAAGUUCGAGGGGCAGAGCCGGAAGUUCAUCAUCGCCAACGCCCGGGUGGAGAAUUGCGCCGUGAUCUACUGCAACGAUGGCUUCUGCGAGCUGUGCGGCUACACGCGAGCCGAGAUCAUGCAGAAACCCUGCACCUGCGACUUCCUGUACGGGCCCCGCACCCAGCGCAGCGCCGCCACCCAGAUCGCCCAGGCCCUCCUGGGCUCCGAGGAGCGCAAGGUGGAGAUCUGCUUCUACCGCAAGGACGGCAGCUGCUUCGUGUGCCUGGUGGACGUGGUGCCCGUGAAGAGCGAGGACGGGGCCGUGAUCAUGUUCAUCCUCAACUUCGAGCUGGUGCUGGAGAAGGAGCUGCUGGGCUCCCCGGCCAAGGACACCAACCACUGGGUGACUCCCACCAACUGGUUCCCUGCAGGGCGCAGCAAGUCCUUCAAGCUGAAGCUGCCAGCGCUGCUGGCGCUCACGGCUAGCAAGCAGUCGCUGCCCCAGGGGGGCCCGGAUGGCGUCAUCGUGGACGUCUCCAAGCCCAGCAGCGAGUCGGGGGCUCCAGACGACGUCACUUCCUCCCUGGAUAACAGCUGCCUGGGCUCCCAGCUGGAGGAGCGCCAGGCCCUGGUGGAGCUGGAGGCGGGGAGGGGUCCGCCUGGCGAGGCAGGCCUGGAGCCCCCCGUCACCCACUCGUCACCCCGCGCCGACAGGGACCGGCUCCACCUGGACGCCUCCUUCUCCAACUGCAGCCUGUCGCGCAGCCGCUCCCGGGAGAGCUGCCACAGUGUGCGGCGCGCCUCCUCCGUCGAUGACAUCGAGGCCAUGAAGGGUGAGGGCGACCGGCGGGGGCACAACCGCCACGGCAGUACAGGGGCCAUGAACAACCUGCGCAGCAGCCUGCUGAACUCCACCUCGGACUCGGACCUGAUGCGCUACCGCGCCAUCAGCAGGAUCCCGCAGAUCACGCUCAACUUCGUGGAUUUCAAGGCCGAGGCCUUCCUGCCCUCGCCGGCCAGCGAGCGGGAGAUCAUCGCGCCCACCAAGCUGAAGGACCGGACGCACAACGUCACCGAGAAGGUCACCCAGGUCCUGUCCCUCGGGGCCGACGUGCUCCCGGAGUACAAGCUGCAGGCCCCGCGCAUCCACCGAUGGACCAUCCUGCACUACAGCCCCUUCAAGGCGGUGUGGGACUGGCUCAUCCUGCUGCUGGUCAUCUACACGGCCGUCUUCACGCCCUACUCGGCCGCCUUCCUGCUGGGCGAGGAGCCGGAGGACAUCCGGCGCAACUGCAGCUACUGCAGCCCCAUCAACGUGGUGGACCUGCUGGUGGACAUCAUGUUCCUCAUCGACAUCCUCAUCAACUUCCGCACCACCUACGUCAACUCCAACGAGGAGGUGGUGAGCCAGCCGGGCCGCAUCGCCAUCCACUACUUCAAGGGCUGGUUCCUCAUCGACAUGGUGGCCGCCAUCCCCUUCGACCUGCUCGUCUUCGGCUCCGGCUCCGGCUCCGAGGAGACCACCACGCUGAUCGGGCUGCUGAAGACGGCCCGGCUGCUGCGCCUGGUGCGCGUGGCCCGUAAGCUGGAUCGCUACUCGGAGUACGGGGCGGCCGUGCUCUUCCUGCUCAUGUGCACCUUCGCCCUCAUCGCCCACUGGCUGGCCUGCAUCUGGUUCGCCAUCGGCAACGUGGAGCAGCAGCGCAUCGGCUGGCUGCACGCGCUGGGCGAGCAGAUCGGCAAGCCCCUGGGCGCCAACGCCUCGCUGCCGGGCCCGAGCACCAAGGACAAGUACGUCACCGCGCUGUACUUCACCUUCAGCAGCCUGACCAGCGUGGGCUUCGGCAACGUCUCCCCCAACACCAACGCCGAGAAGAUCUUCUCCAUCUGCGUCAUGCUCAUCGGCUCCCUGAUGUACGCCAGCAUCUUCGGGAACGUCUCGGCCAUCAUCCAGCGCCUCUACUCGGGCACCGCCCGCUACCACACCCAGAUGCUGCGGGUCCGCGAGUUCAUCCGCUUCCACCAGAUCCCCAACCCGCUGCGCCAGCGCCUGGAGGAGUAUUUCCAGCACGCCUGGUCCUACACCAACGGCAUCGACAUGAACGCGGUGCUGAAGGGCUUCCCCGAGUGCCUGCAGGCCGACAUCUGCCUGCACCUCAACCGCAGCCUGCUGCAGAGCUGCCGGCCCUUCCAGGGCGCCAGCCAGGGCUGCCUGCGCGCCCUGGCCAUGAAGUUCAAGACCACGCACGCCCCGCCCGGCGACACGCUGGUGCACGCUGGCGACGUGCUCACCGCGCUCUACUUCAUCUCCCGCGGCUCCAUCGAGAUCCUGCGCCGCGACAGGGUGGUGGCCCUCCUGGGGGAGGGGGCGGGGAAGAACGACAUCUUCGGGGAGCCACUGAACCUGUACGCGCGGCCGGGCAAGUCCAACGCGGACGUGCGGGCUCUGACCUACUGCGACCUUCACAAGAUCCAGCGGGAGGAGCUGCUGGAGGUGCUGGACAUGUACCCCGAGUUCUCCGACCGCUUCUGGGCCAGCCUGGAGAUUACCUUCAACCUGCGGGACACCAACAUGAUCCCUGGCUCCCCCGGCAGCACCGAGCUGGAUGGCGGCUUCAACCGGCUGCGGCGCCGCAAACUGUCCUUCCGCCGGCGCACGGACAAGGACCCGGAGAAUGCCGGGGAGCUGAGGAGCAGCCAGAAGCCGCUGAGGACGGGUCGGACCCACCAGGCGCCGGGGGUCCCGGGGGAUCAGCCCGACUGGGAGCCCUCCAGCUCACCCUCCAGCGACGAGGGCGAGCGCCCCGCACCCCUCACCCGCGCCAGCCAGCUGUCCCCCCUCCGCGCCAACGGGGAGCUGCUGAUCCAGGGCGACGGGCAGCCCAAGGGCAGCGAGACGGGCAGCCCCCUCUCAGGCGCCUUCUCGGGGGUGUCCAACAUCUUCAGCUUCUGGGGCGAGAGCCGGGGGCGGCAGUACCAGGAGCUGCCCCACUGCACUGUCCCGGCCCACGCCGGCCUCAGCACGGCCCUGCCCCCCCGGGCCCGCCAGCCCCACGCCGAGCUGCAGAGCCGGCUGGACCAGCUGCAGCAGCAGCUCAACAGGCUGGAGACCCGCAUGGCCGCCGACGUGGGCGCCAUCAUGCAGCUGCUGCAGCGGCAGGUCGGGCUGGUGCCGCCGGCCUAUAGCACCGUGUCGUCGCCGCUCCCCGGGCCGCCCGUCCUGCCCAUCCCCCCCCUCCAGCCCUGCCCCCAGGUUCCCAGUUACCCGGCGCCGUUCCCGUCCCCGCAGCUGCCCAGCCCAGUGCUGCCCUGCGAGCCGCCCCCCCCCGCGGAGGUGGUGCUGCUGGUGGAGCCGUCGCCCACGCCCCCCCGGCGCCGCUCCCUCCCCGGACAGCUGGCCCAGACGCCGGACUCAGAGACCCUACAGAGACACUGCUCCGACCCAGGCAGUUAAUCGGCAGGACGGGGACGGGGACGGGGCGCGGAGCCCUGCGCAGGGGGACCAGGGCCUCAGGGCCGCCGCCCCCUCCCCGCCCCCAGGGACAACAGUGCCGCCGGGCUGAGGGCCUGGCCACACGCUAGCCAGGCGGGACCCACGGCCGAGCCCACGCUGCCAGGACGUUAGCCGGCCUAACGGAUCCGGGACGGGACCCGCGCGCCCUGCGCUGCCCAGAGACUGGUACGAAGAAACAGGCUGGCCGGGGAUGGACCCACAGCCCGGGCCCCGGGAAUUACCACGGGGCGGGGCCGACAGCGCAGCCCCCGCGGCCAGGGCUGGCCCCCGUGGGUGCCAGGCGGGCGGGGCCAAAAGGGGUGAGCACGCUGGGGGCCCAGGUCUCACCUGCCUGGCUGCCCCGUGGGUGCCCUGAUAUGAGCACGCGUGUGCGCCGCUGGCGGGGGGGGGGGGGAAUGUGUGGGUGGGUGCGUGCCUGUGUUCUGUGUGUGUGUGUGUGUGCGUGUGUGCGCGUGGCUG
This is a messenger RNA of Mauremys mutica (yellowpond turtle), 4134 nucleotides long. RefSeq names its product potassium voltage-gated channel subfamily H member 2 (gene KCNH2). Lineage: Eukaryota; Metazoa; Chordata; Testudines; Geoemydidae. The transcript has 15 exons. The coding region runs from base 121 to 3615 and encodes 1164 amino acids. Gene Ontology annotation, biological process: potassium ion transmembrane transport; membrane repolarization during action potential; regulation of heart rate by cardiac conduction. Gene Ontology annotation, cellular component: membrane. Gene Ontology annotation, molecular function: inward rectifier potassium channel activity. The record is from RefSeq and is a predicted model, not a curated record.